Penicillium paradoxum is the source of this 3708-nucleotide messenger RNA. Its product is annotated as hybrid sensor histidine kinase/response regulator. The record is from RefSeq and is a predicted model, not a curated record. Gene Ontology annotation, biological process: protein autophosphorylation; phosphorelay signal transduction system. NCBI's taxonomy places the organism in Eukaryota, Fungi, Ascomycota, Eurotiomycetes, Eurotiales, Aspergillaceae. The coding region runs from base 1 to 3708 and encodes 1235 amino acids. The transcript has 3 exons. Gene Ontology annotation, molecular function: histidine phosphotransfer kinase activity; phosphorelay sensor kinase activity.
AUGGACAAUCCAGAUGAAAAAACUCUGCGCGACUAUGAGGCAGAUCGUCAGACUCGCGAGGUUUACCGUUAUUUCCAGCCGAAGAAUCCAGCAGCGCUUAAUGCAACAUUACUUGAAUUCGAUGACCAUGAGGUCUCCAUAGAAGACGUGUCAACUCUUGCGACCCCUGUUGUACCUGGUUUAUUAGAAUCGGAGACACCUUCUAUCGAGGAUAGUCCUUCUAGUCCAAAUACAACUUUGACUUCUUUUGCACAACUAGCUGCUCUACGCCUGAAUGCGCAGCGGGCCUUCAUUACUAUAUUGAACACCGACUCUCAGUUUAUAUUAGCUGAAGCUACAAGAAACACCAACCUCAGAAGCUCAAAAUCGUCCGUGGGGGAAGGAGAUGAGCUUUUUGCUGGGACUUCGACAUUGUCAGAUGCUUGGAAUAUAUGUCAGGAAACUGUUGCAAUUGACCCAGACCUGCAAAAUGGAUUGUAUUCCUUUUUGGUUGUCAACGAUCUUGAAAAAGAGGAACGCUUCAAAGAAUUGCCUUUUGUCAAGGGAAAGCCACACUCUCGUUUCUUUGCUGGGACGCCCCUCACGAGCGGCACCGGUAUCAAUUUGGGAUGUCUGUUUGUACUGGAUCCUGAACCCCGCGCCGGGUUAUCUGAUAUCGAGAAAGAUACAUUAGGAAGAGUGGCAGAGUUGGUUAUGGACUACCUGCUCGUUAGCCGUCAAGCUGUGGAGGGGCGACGUGCGUCGCGACUGUCGCAGGGUCUUCAUCUUUUCGUUGACGGCAACUCGAGUUUUGCUAGCAAUGCUCGCAUGUCGUCUCGCACGAAUAGCUCGGCACAGAGCAUGUCUUCAAGGGCAUCACCUUACCUCAGAGCGAGCGGAUCUACAAGCUCUCAAAGGAGCGAAUUAGACCUCCACCUGGCACGUUCGGAAGCUGGAGAUGCAUACUCUCAACACAAUACACAGUCUUUGGGUUCAGCUGCCAACCGGAUUGAUAUAAGUGCCCCGGCCAGCUCAACGGGAUCGUUUCAAAGCUCAGGGAAAGCUAAGAGUAGCUCGGGAGACUCGUCAAGUAGCAACCAUUGGCUUUUUCAACGAGCUGCGAACCUUUUGCGACAGAGUCUGGACCUAGACGGUACUGGCGGGGUGAUGUUUUUGGAGGCUAGCGACAAGUCUUCAGAAUAUGUCGCAAACGAUCAUUGUGAUUCCGCUGAAUCCACAACCACUGCACCAAUCCUUGCGCUAUCCACCAGAAAUGAUCCGUUUUCAUAUCAGGCAAACUCUCCGCUGUCAGACCCAGCUGUCAAUCUUGAUAAGCAAUUUUUGAAGGAAUUGAAUCGCCGCUAUCCUAAAGGAAAGCUCUGGUCAUUUCACCGGGAUGGAACCUUUUCUACUACGGAAGAUCAGCUUACGAACGAAACCCCGAAACAACGGAAGAAGUCUAAGGUGUCGGAGACCAGCAAACUAAAUAAAUUCUUCCCUGAUGCAUGCCAGGUCAUGUUUGUCCCACUAUGGGAUGCCACAGAUUCCCAGUGGUUUGCGGGGUGUUUCUGUUGGACUCCCCAGCCAACGCGGGUUUUCAGUCGAGCUAUUGAUCUGAGCUCGGUAUUUGCCUUCGGGUCCUCUAUCAUGACUGAAUACAGCCGGGUGGAAUCAGUCAUCGCAGAUCGCCAAAAGGGAGAUUUUAUAAGCAGCAUCUCCCACGAACUGCGCAGCCCGCUACAUGGUGUCUUAGCUGCGGCUGAGUUUUUAGCAAGCACCAGCUUGGAUCAGUUCCAGGAUAACCUUCUUGACACUAUAAAUGCCUGUGGUCGAACACUUCUGGAUACGAUGAAUCAAGUUUUGGACUUCAGCAAGAUCAUGACCCUGGAAAGGCACAAGAAGACCUUUAAGCGUGGUAAAGAUCCCUGGAAACCAAAGCUCACCGAGGAAAGUGUCACGCGCCUGGAUGAACUGAUUUCAACGGACGUGGCUCUCUUAACAGAGGAUGUCGUAGACAGCGUGUGCUUAGGUCAUUCUCAUGCCCAGCGAUCAGUUAAGUCCACCAAUCAGUCCGCAGAUGUCUUUUCAGCCUCACGUUCGGAAUCGGCGACAACGGACAACCAAGUUGACAUGAUCCCAGAAGUGGAGGUAGUUGUUGACGUUUCUAAUAAUGACUGGAUGUACAAAGUUCAACCCGGGUCAUUGAGACGCCUGAUCAUGAACAUUCUCGGCAAUGCCAUGAAGUAUACCCAAAAAGGGCGGAUUUCUGUCUCCAUUGAGGCCACUGAACAUUUAAAGGGACGUUCUCGGCGCCAGGGUCUAGAAGACAUGGUGACAUUGACGAUCUCAGAUACUGGCAGGGGUAUUUCGAAGGAAUAUCUCCGGAAGCACCUGUUCACUCCAUUCUCGCAGGAGGACUCAUUAUCAGUAGGCACUGGUCUUGGUCUGUCAAUCGUCCGCGGCAUUGUGAAAACGAUGAAGGGGAAAAUCAGUGUUCGAAGUCGACAGGGCGAAGGCACCACUGUCAAGGUGUCCCUUCCCCUCGAGCGUCUAGCAGGAGAGGAAACCCCAAUUCCACCAGCCCAUGGGGGAUCUCUGGAGCAAAGGAAACUGAUCAUGUCCUCUCAGCUGCGUCGAGGUGAUUUCGCUGGGAAACGUGCAGCUAUAUGGGGAAUUGAUAUCUCUCAGAUUGGGGAGAAUCAGUUUUGGGCUUCCAUAGCCCGAUAUAUCACGAGCUGGUAUGGCUUACAGCUCGUUCCUUUAUCCGCCAAUGAACCUGUUGAUAUUUUAUUGGCGGACGAGAAAGACUUGUCUGGAAAGGAACUGCACCAAUUCCCGACUGCAUUACCAAGCCUGCUCGUCUUUUGCAACCAGUCAAAUAGCCAUGGUGACCCUAGGGCACAAUGGUCCCAUCUUGCUGAAUCCCUGGCAAUUCUCCAUCGACCUUGCGGUCCGCAGAAACUCGCCAGAGGUAUCUUGACUUGUCUUGACACAACACCAAAACCCACCAGUUUGCAGCUACAAGCUGUCGGACACCACAACUUAGUCCCAGAGCGACUUGCUUUUGCAUGCUCAACUCAACCAAUGAACGAACCUGGGACCUUGUCGUUGGCAACUGUAGGGCCGCAAAAUAUCAACUCUUCGCACUCCAUGCAGGAACCAAAAUCGUAUGCCAUGGAUCCCGCAGAGCAUGAUGGUGCUGUCAGCCCUCGCGGAAAAACGUCCGAAAGUGCCGCUUCUCCUCCGUCAUCUUCUUCUUCUCCAAUUCUUUCUGACAGCUCUGAUGAUGUUGGCACCUCACCUGAUAUACAAAGUAAACCUCGGGUCUUGGUAGUAGAUGACAACAGCAUUAAUCUCCACCUCAUGGCGACUUUCUUGAACAAACGAAAACUCGUGGUUCUAGACAAAGCCGAGAACGGCCGAGCCGCCGUUGACGUGGUUGAAAGAACGUCGCAAGGAUAUGACCUUAUCUUCAUGGACAUGUCUAUGCCAGUGAUGGAUGGAUUCGAGGCUACGCGCGCCAUUCGUGCGAUUGAGAAAGAACGGGAUGGCUGUGUCCCAGCAACGAUCAUCGCUUUUACUGGACUCAGUAGCUCACGCGAUGAGUCCAAAGCAUUGGAAUCAGGAGUGAACUUGUUUUUUACGAAGCCUGUUGCAUUCAAGGAGGUAUCGAGGCUUCUUGAUGAAUGGCAAUCUACACGACCCAGAACAGAAGAUGUGGGCAAAUGA